AUGUUCAAUCCACUAUACGACUGGCUUGACUCACCCAAUCUGGCCGAUACACCAAUAGCACAAAGCAGCAUGUCGGAGCAUGCCGUUGUUGACGAGCCGUCAUCUAGUCUGACGGACGACAUUCUGGACGUGUCGGAACAGGUUGAGAUGGAGGUAAGCGUGUUUCAUUCGUGUUUACGGCAGUCCAAAUUGUUGACCUUUGUUUUUAAAGGACCAAUCAGUGGGCCUGACGCCCACUCAAGGUUAAAUUUUCUAGCCGUGGACCACGGUGAUCAUCACCAUAUCAUUUUUCGUUCGGAUGAGCGGAAUAAGGUGCGCUCUGUCUCUAAUCUCCUGCUAGCCUUUCGUGCCGACCCGGACGUGGUCAUUAGUGUUCAGACGUCUGUUCAACCUGUGGUAAAUUGGAACCGCUUUGCGGCCUAUCUCGUUCGUAACGCCUUUGUAAAUGUUCAAUGCUUCGGGAGAAAAGUAGCCCAACUGGCCUGGGAGCUCCAGAACGUAACCCGAGAAGAAAACGGUUGUGCUAAUAUUAGUCGUGUUCUUCGCUCCUCAUCUCAAAAGUUUGAGAGUGUGAAACGAAAGAAUCGAAUCGAUUAUUUACCGGAUCUCGUGGAAGAACAUGACGCGAGGUCGUUGUUGGAGUUGAAAAACUCGUUGACGUUUGCUGAUCGAAAGAGUCUGUAUUCAGAAAUUGGAAACCAAUGGAAAGAAGCGGCAGAGUUGUGCAUCGAGGCGUAUUGUGAAUCUUUACGACAGAAACAACAAACAACCCGAUUUGAGACGUAUAUACCGGAGAAUAAUCACACCAGGAUAUGCACAUAUCCCGAGGAUACGACGGCAGGAAUGCUGUGGCUGGACACUUUGCUCACUGUGAACAACAUUGAGAAACACGACUUUUUGACAAACUUGUCAAGCAUUAUGAACAAGGGAGAAACUCGGAGGAACGCCUUCGUAUUACAGGGACCCAAAACCACGGGUAAGUCACCUUGA
Echinostoma caproni is the source of this 990-nucleotide messenger RNA. Lineage: Eukaryota; Metazoa; Platyhelminthes; Trematoda; Plagiorchiida; Echinostomatidae. The record is from the annotation of a GenBank genome assembly.